UCUUACAAAGAUUUCGACUAUCUCUUUUAAAUGGCAGGUCAGAGGGUGUCUGGCAACAUCAUUUAGUGAAUUUAAAUUGUGCUUAGAAUCUUGCUAUACACUCUUUGGAUGAUUAAAUAAAACUGUGUUCAAUUUGAGUCAAAUGAUUGUAUUUCAACGUGCUCAUCAAUGGAUGUCGAGAGUAUAUUAAAAUAGCAGGUAGAUUAUCAACUACUCAUAAAGAAUCCUACUUUGAAAGACUAUGCACCUUAAGAUUCUAAUAUAAUCAAGAUUCUAGAGAUAGUCUCAUUCUUAUGGCAUUUAUAUAACUAAUAGCAAUAGGUUAGUCUAAUUUAGUAUUUACUCAAUUACAAAUUUUAUCAAAAUAUUGAAGAAGGAACUGAUAAAAAUUGCAGACCAAGCCUUUGAAGUUAUAGAUUGUAUAAUAGGAUUUGCUUAUUAAAAAUACUAGAUAAUUUAUUAAGAGAUCAUUUAAUGAAAUAGAAUAUUUGUUAUUCUAUCUGUAUUAUUUAACUUCAAAUUUCAUUAGUCAAUUUAUAUUCUAAUUAAUUUAAUUAAUGAACUACUUGCUCCAGUUGAUAUUUGCUAUUCUAACCAUCUCCCAAGCAAUUACAGUUUACCCGAAUCUGGGAUCUUCAAAAGUAUAAUGGGAAGAGUAAAUAUGGAUGGAUUGUAAAAGUGAACAACUCAUAGUGCCAACAAAUUGUAAAAAUAAUGAUCAAAAUUGGAUUGAAUGUUAUGAAAUACCAGAAUCAGGGUUAUGUCUAAAAGAUAAAUUAAAAAUAUCAAAGUAAUCAACAUACAACCUUAUCUUCACCUUUUAAAAUUUAAGUACUCAAACACCUCAGAUUUUAAUAAAUGAUAGUAAGUAAGAGUAGAAGUCAUACCCAAAUAAUUAAAUAAUUAUAAAAACUGUUUUAGAUUAAUAGAAAAUAAAUAUUAAAAUUUUAGGAACAAAUUCUAAAUUAUAAAAAUUUGCUUUGACAACUGAUUGUCAUUUAAAUUGUAAAGAAUGCGAUGCAAAUUUUGAAUGUACAAACUGUAUUGAUCAUUUUUCAAUGAUAAACUAUUAGUGCAUACCCGACUCUUGCUUUGACACUUUAAGUGGUUUAACCACCUAAAGUGCUUAUAAAGCAAACUCUUUAAUUGAUAAAUAAGGAAUGUAUUAAGUGACAGUUGACUUUGAUGUCAAUUUAGGCUAAUGUUUAAUUCCUAAGGUUUAUAUUAUAUAGGAAAUAAAAUCUAAUAAAAUAGAAUAUGUCUUGGCAUCCAAUUAAAUUUCACUCAAUAGUGAGAAACAAUUGUCUUUCCAUUUGACUUAAGAUUAAGUUACUUAGUAUUGUAAAAUAAUGGUUCAAGAUAAAACAAAGAUUAUUCGUCAAUGUUCUUUAAGCAUUGCAUUGACUACAGCUCAAAUUGCUCAAUAUAAUUUAUUACUUUUAGGUGAUAUCACUACCAAUUUAGAGACAUCUGCAUCCAUUUCUACCACAUAAAUUAUUACUAUUCCUGAAGAUGGGAACAUUCAAUUAGAAGUUACUAAUGAAAUAACAAAAGGGUAGGUUAAUAAUGAUUUAUUAACUAUCACUUAAGCUAUAUAUAAUGAAGACUUAAAAAUAGAGAAUGUAAUGUUGAAGGAGGCUUAUCUUGAAUAAAAUGGAUAGGCUUAUGAUAGUUUAGAUUUUAUGCUCUCAUUUGUACGAGAUUAAAAGAUUACUUACAAAUUCAAAAUAAAGAAAUCCGACAUCAAAUUUGAUCAAUAAAUUGAUCUGGUUCUAUCGUCUGAUUUGCUUGCAUCAAGGAGAGUUCUAACUUAAGACAGGUCUUAGUUGAAAAUCUAGUAUAAGGCAACAAAUUCCAUUAAGUUUUUACCAAACGAAUUAUCUUAAAUGAAUUCAAAUACGGACUCUAAAGCAAAUUAUCUAAUUUAUGGAAUUACAAUAUUUUUAGUUUUAUCCUUACUUAUUACUAUUGUAUGGCAUAAUAAAAGCAAAAAGAAUCAUUAUGUUAUUGGAGAAGAAGUGAACUAAAAGAAUAUUUGA
Molecule: messenger RNA, 2039 nt
Organism: Paramecium tetraurelia
Lineage: Eukaryota; Ciliophora; Oligohymenophorea; Peniculida; Parameciidae
Exons: 3
Source: RefSeq, a predicted model, not a curated record